AUUCAUCUAACUGCACAUUCUCUUUAAUAUCCCUCCCUGCUUCCGAAACUACCGUCCAACCAAAAUCUCGACUAGUCUGCUGCAACACCACGGUGCUCGCGCUCCUCUCGCCUCUGCGCCGGGCACCUCGCCGCCGGCCCGCUCCACCGCCGUGUUCCUACCUCCGUGGGGCUCAGGUUCUCUCCAUCUUCCGGUGCUUCUCCUCCUGCGUGCUGCUGGCUCGCCUUGCUGCAGCCGUCGGCCAGCACGAGCAACACCCUGGCUUGAGCCCCGCCUGCCGCAGACGAAGCCACCGGCUUGCUCUCUUCCGGCUUCUUCCCCAAAUCUUCCAUGCUUUGGGACGCAUGCGUAGUGGAAUAGUAUAUUCUUCAGCCUUCCUUUGUCAGAUCAGUUGUUUCUGAUACGACCCUUCUUUCCAAAGGCACACCAGUACGACUUCAACAGAGAGAAUUGGACCUGUUCUUACUGCAAAUGGCUUAAGUCACUGUCAUGAUGUGCAAAUGGCUUAAGUCACUGUCAUGAUCUACCUGGUGGACCCCGGUCUUUGCAGGAGUAAUGAUUCCUUGAAGAAUUCAGCGAGCCACCGAAUCACGAUUGGUUGAUGAGCAAGAGCAACAACGUAACGUCGACAAUGUUAAUCUUGCUGCCAUAUCUACUGCUACUACAAUUAACAGCUUUCAGUGCUACUCCUGAGGCUGAGAUCACAUCUGGAUGCCCGGACAGCUGUGGCGGCAUAGCCAUCCAGUAUCCAUUCGGCGUCGGCACGGGCUGCUUCCGAAAGGGCUUCGAGAUCAUCUGCGACCGACGCAUGAACAGGCCGGUGCUUGCUGGCACCACCAAGCCCGUGCCAGUGAACCACCUCUCCAUCAAGACGGCCGAGGCCCGUGUGAUGCUGCCUGUGGCGUGGCAGUGCUUCAACUCGUCAGAUUCAGUGUACGCCUGGAGCGAUGGCGAUGUGCAGUUCAACCUUGACGAGGUGUACCGCAUCUCCAACACCAACAACCAGCUUGUUGUCGUCGGCUGCAACACCCUGGGUUACACCCAGAGCCAGCGUAGCGAGGGAAAUGACUACGAGUAUGGCUACUACACCGGCUGCAUGUGCUACUGCAACAACUCCCGGAGCGCGAUGGAUGGCGUCUGCGCCGGCGUCGGCUGCUGUCGUCUCGACAUCCCGCAGGGCCUCACCGACAACAGGAUGAACUUCGACGCGUACACCCACAAAGCAAGGCUGGGGUACAGCCCCUGCGACUACGCCUUCCUUGUGGACAGGGACAACUACACCUUCCACGCAGCUGACCUGAAGAUGGACAUCAACACAAUGAUGCCAGUGUGGCUGGACUGGGCCAUUCGUGACAACCUGACGUGCGACGAGGCGAAGAAGGCGGCGGAGAGCUAUGCUUGUGUGAGCCCCAACAGUGGGUGCCGUGACUCCUCCAAUGGGCUUGGGUACGUCUGCAACUGCAGCGUGGGCUACGAAGGCAACCCCUACAUUGCAAACGGUUGUACCGAUAUCAAUGAGUGUGAACGUCGUCAAGAGUAUCCAUGCAGAGGCGUUUGCCGGAACACACUGGGUUCCUGCGAAUGCAAAUGCCCCAGUGGUUCCCACAGUACUGAUCCGUUCAAUGAUGCUUGCAACCCCAAUUUUCCGCUUGCAGCAAAAAUCGCAACCGGUGCAAUAGGUGGACUUUUUAUCAUCGCAGUUGCAGUGUUUGUCAGUCUUCUUGUCAAAGAGAAAAGAAGGAUGAAAGAUUAUUUUAGAAAGAAUGGGGGUCCAAUAAUAGAAGUAGUUAACAAGAUUAAGCUGUUCAGGAAGAAGGAGCUGGAGCAAAUACUAAAUACAAGUAAUUGUAUUGGACAAGGUGGCUUUGGUGAGGUUUACAAGGGGUAUAUUCGAGACGAAACUCAGCCAGUGGCAGUCAAGAAGCCCAAAAUUGAUGUUCAAUUGGCAGGCCAGUUCGCAAACGAAGUUAUCAUUCAAUCUCGAGUCUUGCACAAGAACAUUGUUAAGCUCAUAGGGUGUUGCCUAGAAGUUGAUGUUCCGAUUUUGGUCUAUGAGUAUGUGCCCAACGGUAGCCUCGAUAGAAUUCUGCAUGACAGCAACAGGGUGCCUCUCAGCUUGGAUCUGCGUUUACAAAUUGCCGCACAAUCGGCAAAGGGUCUAGCUUACAUGCAUUCAGAAAUCACUACACCAAUUCUGCAUGGCGAUGUUAAGCCGGCUAAUAUACUUUUAGACGAGGACUUUGUACCAAAGAUCUCCGACUUUGGUACAUCGAGGAUGAUUACUGUUGAUGAACAUUAUGCCAGCACUAUCAUUGGUAACUGGGGCUACAUGGAUCCAGAAUAUGUGCUGACAGGCUUAUACACUAGUAAAAGUGACAUCUACAGUUUUGGAGUUGUGCUCUUAGAACUGAUUACCAGGAAGAAGGCCUUAGAUCCUGACAAUAACAUCUUACUUGGGAACUCCCUUGAUGCUUACACAAAGAAGAAGAGAGUGAUUGAGAUCAUUGACCCAGAAAUUGCAGCGAUUGGAAGCACUGGGAUAUUUCAUAGUUUGGCAGAAAUUAUUGUUCAAUGCCUAAACAGUGAUGUUGAUCAAAGACCCGACAUGGCAGAUGUAGCAGAGCACCUUCAGUACCUGCUGAAGUGAUCCCAGGCAGAUAAAUGGAAACGUGCGUGAUUUCCUGGCUACUGGAUGCAUCUUUUAGGUUGUAAUAAUCAGUCAUACUGAUGGAAUAAGUAACGAAUACCUGGCUAAAAUGGGGCCAAAUGUCCAAAGAAAGAAAGUUUCUAACGAAACAUACGACCACGUGUGUUCUGUAACUUGUCAGGUUACCGCAUGUUCAAGAAAGAAAGCUUGUCAAGUGCCAUGUAUAUAUAGUGAUGCAACUUUUCAAGUGCCCCGUAUAUAGAAGUUUUUUUCUUUGUUUGUGACAA
Molecule: messenger RNA, 2934 nt
Organism: Panicum virgatum (switchgrass)
Lineage: Eukaryota; Viridiplantae; Streptophyta; Magnoliopsida; Poales; Poaceae
Product: wall-associated receptor kinase 2-like
Exons: 6
Coding region: 602-2647 (681 amino acids)
Biological process (GO): protein phosphorylation; cell surface receptor signaling pathway
Cellular component (GO): plasma membrane
Molecular function (GO): ATP binding; protein serine/threonine kinase activity; calcium ion binding
Source: RefSeq, a predicted model, not a curated record